UGCUCUCGCUGACAGCCGGGAGCUGAAGCUGGCGGCUGUUUGCCAGCUAACGAAGUGAGAACUAUGCGCUCACUCGUCGGGCUAAUCGCUGUAAUUGCUGCAGCCAGCUUGUACCUGUAUUCACUGUCCCUGUACCUGCCGAGUGGACCCCGACGACGUCCUCAUUCAGCUCACGAAAUAGGACAUGUGGACACAGCAGAGUCCGAGCCGCCCCCUGACAGCGCUGAAGAAGCCAGCAGGUUGAAGUUCCCUUCAGAUUUGGAGGAGCUGAGGGAACUGGCUGAGCUCUUGCAGUUUUACAAGACAGAGCACACUGGAUAUGUCCUGUUACUCUUCUGUAGUGCAUAUCUGUACAAGCAGUCCUUUGCCAUUCCUGGAUCCUCGUUCCUGAACAUUCUUGCAGGAGCUAUAUUUGGACCAUAUGAAGGACUGCUGCUAGCCUGUGUGCUCACCACUGUGGGCUCCACCAUGUGCUACCUCCUGUCCCAGGCCUUCGGAAAACGCUACAUUGUGAACCUCUUCCCUGAUAAAGUCUCCACGCUACAGAGGAAGGUUGAGGAGAACCAGGACUGUCUGUUCUUCUUUCUACUCUUCCUGAGAUUUUUUCCCAUGACACCCAACUGGUUUCUCAACAUGUCUGCCCCGAUUGUAAACAUCCCCAUCACCUUCUUCUUCUGCUCAGUCUUCAUUGGUCUCCUGCCGUACAACUUCAUCUGUGUCCAGACAGGCGUCAUGCUCUCUGAGGUAUCGUCACUGGAUGACUUGUUCUCCUGGGAGCGGCUGCUGCAGUUGCUGGCCAUCGCCUGCAUGGCUCUGCUUCCCGGCGCUCUCAUCCGCCGCUACAGUCAGAGGCGUCUCAAGCUGGAUGACCAGUCAAAGAACGGGCUCAUCACAGAUAAGAAGGUCCAGUGAUUUGUUCUGGAAAGGAGUUUGUUCCUCUGUGUUUUGUGCGACAGCCUCUUUUAUCUGCUUUAUUUUUCCACAACCACCUGGACAUGGAAAAGGGAUUGUAACUUUAAAAAAAAAAAUGAUGAGACUGUGAACAGUCAAACUUGAGUUUGCUGUGCUACCAAAUGUUGGUGUUUCUGUAGCACAACCUAUGUGGGCACAGCAUACACAGUAUAUCUAUAUACAUGUAUGAAUGUACAGUGAUCAUAUGGAAAGAGGGAAGGAUUUUAAGGAGAUGCCGCUCUUUCACUCUUGUUAAACAGUGCGAGUACUUCUUGAGUGGAAACAGCCAGUGUUCAAAGUGCCUGUGAUGCAGUUUUAGAAUCAAACGUCUACCUCCGGCACAGACAAGUGGAAAAAAUUCAUGUAAAUGUUACCCAUGUUUGUAGAGGCUGGAUGGUUCAGAUGAUUGUUUUUGUUGAGUUUGUGUAAAUUAUUUCCUUUGUAACUGAAAUACUGGUUAUGUUUGCAGCAUAUACUAUACAACACAAUGUUGUAUUUUGCUUGUUUGACAAUCACAUCCUGCAAUUUCAGUAUAAAUUGAAACAAAGUAUAUACAGCAGUUUUUACUAUUUUUCAACUAUGAAUUGUAUGUUUUUCAAAUUGUACAGUGUAAUUUAGAGACCAUGAUUUAAUGUCUUGAUAUUAAUCAGCUGGGUUCUUAUUUGAAAGUGAAUGUGCUGUUAAUUCAGGCAGUGUGAGGCCUCUGUGAAAUCAAGCCUUAAUGUUGCUUUAGAACCCUUUUUUUACUGCCUCCUUUUAUGUGUCCAUGUGUCUUGAACCAUAUCCUGGUCUACAGCAUCUGUGCUGCAUAAAGUGUUAUUUUAAAACUCCUUCUUCAUGUGGGUUAAGGUGUAAAAUGUUGUGUAUGCAAUUCUGUUUUACCAGAGAUGUAAAUUCAUAUGAAAGACCAGUGUGUAGGAUUUGGUGUCAUCUCGCGGUUAAGUUUCAGAUUGCAACUGCAUACCUCUCCUUUCAUCCCUUUCUUUCCAAAUCCAAAAAUAAAAAAAUACACAAAAGGCUUGUCUUUAGACCCAGUGUUUAGUUUGUCUUUUCUGGGCUACUGUAGAAACAUGAUGGUGCAACAUGAUGGGCUUUGUGUAAGGGGACCAGCUCCCUAUGUAGCUGAUUCCAAGCUAACUAAAACACAAUGAUUUAAUCACCUGAAAUUAUGAAAACAUAAAUAUUUUGUUUCAUUUGACCCACUAGAGCCAAUAAAUCCUACAGACUGGUCCUUUAAAUAUAAUGUAAAUCACAGUUUGUCUGAGACGUUUAUGGUAUCUUUAUUCCAAAGGUGGAAAAAAAAGCUUUGAAAUAAUAAAACAGUAAACAUAUGAA
Toxotes jaculatrix (banded archerfish) is the source of this 2286-nucleotide messenger RNA. RefSeq names its product transmembrane protein 41aa (gene tmem41aa). The transcript is spliced from 5 exons. Bases 64 to 912 code for a protein of 282 amino acids. NCBI's taxonomy places the organism in Eukaryota, Metazoa, Chordata, Actinopteri, Toxotidae. The record is from RefSeq and is a predicted model, not a curated record.